AUGCACGUCGGACACAUGCUGCCCUUCAUGGUAUUGGCUUGGGGAUACGUCUGGGGUUUACCCGUAACUUUCUUGCUCGGCGGUGCUACAUCUAGAGUCGGUGACCCUAGCGGGCGUCUUAAGGGCCGUGACGCAGUCCAUUCCUCGAUCCGAAAAGCAAAUAUGGCUAGCAUGCACAUGCAGCUGAAGAAGUUGGGAUCGAGUAUUGAGCACUAUGGCAGAAGACAUGGACACGAGAGGCACCCAAUGUGGAAGCGGGCAUUGACAAAUAACAACACUUGGUGGAACUCGAUGCCUUUCCUUGAGGUGUUGCGAGACCUCGGCGCUUUCAUGCGACUUGGUCCUAUGCUGGGCAGAGAUACUGUCAAGACUCGACUGACUCAAGGUGACGGCAUGUCGUUUGCUGAGUUUUCUUAUCCCCUCCUCCAGGCCUGGGAUUGGUGGACCUUGUUCCAAAAGGGCACACAAAUUCAAGUCGGAGGUGCCGAUCAGUAUGGAAACAUCUUGUUUGGCAUGGAAGCUGUCAAGUCUAUCAGCCGGAAUACCGCCGAUGAGCAAGUCCGAAACCCAUUAGAGUCUGAACUAGACCGGCCUAUUGGCUUUACCACACCACUUCUGACGGCUCCAUCCGGCGAGAAGUUCGGCAAGUCUGCAGGAAACGCUAUCUGGCUCGAUAAAGACCUCACUUCUACAUUUGAACUUUACCAGUUCUUCGUGCGCACACCGGAUGAUACCGUUGAGCGUUACCUCAAGCUGUUCACUUUCAUUCCCCUGCCCGAAAUCGCUACCAUUAUGGAGGAGCAGAACAAGGACCCCUCCAAGCGUGUUGCGCAGCAUAAGCUCGCCCUCGAGUUUGUCGAGCUUGUUCACGGCAAGGCCGAAGCUGAUGCAGUAGCUCUUCAACACCGCCAGCUCUUCCGCCCCCGAUCCUCCACGGCCGAGCCAACUCCUCUCCUUAAAUCAUCUACCCCUCCCUCGAGCCAUGCGCAAUCUCCCACUGCUGGCUUUGAUAAUCCUCAAUCUGGUAACCCUUAUGCUCCUCAAACAAACUGGUCCAACAUGGGUGAUAUCAAGGUUACUCUCCCCGAAUCUCUUGUUUUCAACCAGCCCUUCAACAAAAUCCUUUGGUCAGCCGGCCUUGUUUCGUCCAAGAGCGAAGGUCACCGAGUCAUCGUUAACAACGGCGCCAAAGUUGGAAGCCGUCCUGGCGAUAGCGGUCCCAUGACGGACCAACUGUCUUUCACGCCCAUUCGACCAUGGGAUGCCGAGAAGACACGAGAGUUUGUCUUGAAUGACAAUCUCUUGAUGCUCAAGCUCGGCAAGUGGAAGUUCAAGGCUGUCCACAUUAUCAGCGAUGAAGAAUUCCGCGCGCAAGGCCUCACAGCUCCUGGAUGGGAGACCGAACCAGUUGAGCCGACUGAGCCGGCCAAGUCGGACUAA
This is a messenger RNA of Penicillium paradoxum, 1440 nucleotides long. RefSeq lists its product as uncharacterized. Bases 1 to 1440 code for a protein of 479 amino acids. Gene Ontology annotation, molecular function: tyrosine-tRNA ligase activity; RNA binding; ATP binding. The transcript is spliced from 3 exons. Gene Ontology annotation, biological process: tyrosyl-tRNA aminoacylation. Gene Ontology annotation, cellular component: cytosol; mitochondrion. NCBI's taxonomy places the organism in Eukaryota, Fungi, Ascomycota, Eurotiomycetes, Eurotiales, Aspergillaceae. The record is from RefSeq and is a predicted model, not a curated record.